AUGGCUGUUUCCCCGCCUUUUCCAUCAUCAUCAUCAUCCUCGUCGUCGUCGUCGUCGUCGUCGUGGUCGGAUAUGUCCAUGUCGAUGUCCAACGCGCAAUAUAUAGUCUCACCCACCGCCGACGCUAAUCAGAGCAAUAUCGACCAUAUAACAAGUCUCGAGCGCUCUCUGUGCUCGAAUUUCUACUGCUGCGGCGCCCGCCUCGCCGACCUCCACGCGCUGAUCGACCACUUCGAGGAGGACCACAUCAUGCUUCUCGCGCCGAACGGCAAGCGCGUGUACCCGCGCGAGGGACUAAAGGGUGUGCCGCUGAUCCAGACGUCGGUACCGUUACCGUUUGCGUUGGCGUUCGCGGACGCGGGCGCGGGCGCGGGUACAGGCACAGGCACAGGCACCCCGGGAUCCUCGCGCGCGCCGUCGGAGUCGCCUUCGUCUUCGUCUUUGUCCUCGCCGUCUUCGUCCUCCUCCUCGUCGUCCUCGUUUUCGUCCUCGGCGCCGUCGACGCCCUCGGAUUUCUCGUCGCCGACCUCCGGCCCAUUCAGUGCCAACCGCAAAUCGUCGUCUCUCGCAUCGAGCGCUGCGGGUCGUGUCCCGCCGGUAUACACGCCCUUCACACCGAGUCUGCCCGUUGACCCCGCGGACCCCUACCCCUACCCCUAUCCCUAUCCCUACCCGCACGCGGACGCGGACGCGGAGGAGAUUAGUGCGUUGAAUGCGUACGAUUUUGAUUUUGAGGGCGGUGUUGGUGUUGGUGUUGGUGUUGGUGUGGAGGCGUAUCACUCGUUGAUGGCCCCAUCCGCGCUUGCGCUCGCGCACCUGCAUUCGCACGGCGCGGCGGAGAUGAUGCUUAUGUCGCCCCUUACGCUCGCGAGCUCAGAUGACGAGGAGGACUUGGACCUGGAUCUGGAUAUGUCGGAUUGUAGCAAUGCCGAGGCGCUACUAGCGAAUCAGAGUGUGGAUGUACCGACGAAUGUAUGCGCGCAAAAUGUGCCCGGCGCUGGGCCAUCGAAAAAGAACGUCAAGUUCUCUGUCUCCCCUUCCUCAUCUUCCUCCUUCUCCUCCUCUUCCUCCUCUUCCUCCCCCUCUUCUACAACUUCGUUUUCUACGACUACGACUACGACUACGACUACGACUACGACUACUACACCCCCUCGAGGACGCCCCACCUCAAAUUCAAAAACACCACUGGAAAUUCUAAAAUCGUCAUCGUCAUCUCCGACGGCAGCGAAAUUGAAAUCUAAAAAAAUGGCGAUAAUCGGCACGAGCGCGAGCGCGUCGUCGUCGGCGGGGGCGGGGGCGGGGGCGGGGGCGGUGAAGAGGAGGGAAAAGCUGUUCCGGUGUCCGUCCUAUCUGAACCCUAACGGGUUGAAAUAUCAUAUGGAGAAAGGGACGUGCUGUCUUGAAGGUGAUGCCCAGAGCCAGAGCCAUACCGAGCGCGAGCGCGCAGCGAGUAAUGCGGACGUCGAGAUGGAGAUUUUACCUGAUGUGCUUGUGCACGCGCACGCGCAUGCGCAUCCGCAGAUGCAAGGGCCCGCCGCGCACGUCCAGACCUAUCCUAAUUCUGGUUCUCCCUCCAGCGCCGAGCCGGCGCCUCAGCAGCCUUACCCACAGCUUCCGCAACAGCAACAGCAACAGGUACCGCAACAGCAACAGCAGCACCAACAGCAGCAGCAGCAUGCACUAGUAUACCACUACCCCGUCCCGUCAUAUCCGCAGCUCGGCGGGCCCAACGCGCUCCUUGCGGGGUAUACGACGACGUAUGUGCAUCGUCCGCCGUAUUUCUCGCCGGUGGGUGUUAUGAGUGCUACAAGCGCCAAUGCCUCGAACGCCAACGCCGCCGCUACCGCCAACGCUACAGCUGCCGAUAGUAGCAAUAGCAAUGGUAACAGCUCUGCGGGGUCUGACGCACCUCUGCCUCUAUUACAGCCGCAUCCGCAUCCGCCUGCACAUGCGCCUGCGCUUAGUGCGUCGACGAGCGCGGCUUCGGCUUGA
Molecule: messenger RNA, 1992 nt
Organism: Psilocybe cubensis
Lineage: Eukaryota; Fungi; Basidiomycota; Agaricomycetes; Agaricales; Agrocybaceae
Exons: 3
Coding region: 1-1992 (663 amino acids)
Cellular component (GO): nucleolus; nucleoplasm
Source: RefSeq, a predicted model, not a curated record